Messenger RNA from Mercurialis annua (annual mercury), 1095 nucleotides. RefSeq lists its product as uncharacterized. Bases 64 to 834 code for a protein of 256 amino acids. The transcript has 3 exons. Gene Ontology annotation, cellular component: mitochondrial matrix. Lineage: Eukaryota; Viridiplantae; Streptophyta; Magnoliopsida; Malpighiales; Euphorbiaceae. The record is from RefSeq and is a predicted model, not a curated record.
AAAACCCCUUCACCAUAAACCCUAACAAAAUUAACAUUUGCCAAAACCCCUAAAAACAAAGAAAUGGCCUUCAGUUCAAUUUUCCGCAGAUCCGCACUGCCUCUCGCCCGCUCAGUGCGUGCUCGCAGUAGAACCUUUCACAGCGCUACCUCCGCCGUAGUCGGCGGUGUCGAAAAGCAGAGUCUCGGCGGUCACCACUUUGUCGUACGCCCACACUUUAUUAUUCCAUUCUCGCGAUUCUCUACUGCCUCGUCAUCGAAACCGAGCGCUGAUGCCAGUCUGCUCGGAGUCCUCCAGUCCGAAAUUGACUGCGCCGAGGAACCUAAAAAUGCAGAUGAGAUUAUUCCUGAAGGAUUUUCUUUUGAAAUCCAAGAUAAUCCUGGAGAGAGAACAAUUUUAUUAGAAAGAAAUUACAAGGAUGAGAUCAUCAAAGUUGAAGUUGAUUUACCUAGUAAUCCUGAUGACGAAGCUGAGGACGACAAUGAUGACCAGGAUAAAGAGGAGUCAACUGUUCCAGUUUGCAUUCCGAUGAUUGUAAGUAUUUCUAAAGGAAAUGGCCAGUGUCUUGAGUUUGGCAUCACUGCGUACGCAGAUGAGAUCACAAUCGAUACCCUGUCGAUUAAGAAUCCUGAGUCUUCUGAAGACCAACUUGCAUACGAAGGGCCUGAUUUUGGGGAUUUGGAUGAAAAUUUGCAGAAGGCUUUCCACAAAUAUCUUGAGAUUAGAGGGAUUAAACCGAGCACGACAAACUUUCUAUUUGAUUACAUGAGAAACAAGGACGAGAAAGAAUACGUGCAAUGGCUGGUGAAUAUCAAGAAUUUUGUGGAGAAGUAACUCCGAAACCUGCUCAUGCAAUAAUGUUUCAUAGGAGGGUAUGUGGCCAUGUUUCUAUAAUGGGUAAGGGCAUCUGCCCAUUUUAGCUUUUUGUUCUGAUUUGUUUAGAAUUUCAGAGAGGGAAAUACUUGAAUUGAUGAACUUGAUGAAUCAUAAAGGUACCAAUUUAUGUUAUACAGACUCUUCCAUGAGUGAUGAAAUGGAUUGUUAAUCCAAUUUUGAAUGAGUAAAUGCAGUUCAAAUACAGAUUGUUUUUCCUUA